ACCCGGAAGAAUUGCCUUUCUCCGAUUAUCGUUUGAAUAGACAAGAAUGAGCGAUUUAUCCGCCGAAGAAACGAUUAAACGCGACGCUGCGAACGUCGUGCGGCCUGUGAGAGUCGUUUUUGUGUCCUAAUGUUCGGAUCCGGAGCCGGAGGCGGUCGACUGUGAGCAGCAACGCCCUGAUGCCCGCCGACCCGUCGGAGAAAAAGAGCUCCGUGUUUACAAAUCGGCCGGAGGAGAGCGUUUCCCCGCAGUGAGUCGUUAGCUAACCGUGUGCGCGUUUUUUUGUUUUCAGACGCAGAAAUAACAUGGCUGAACUGCAUGUCGUGGAGCCGAGCGGCACCGGCACCAUAGAGCAGCCGGAGCACCGCGACGUCCGGGGCUCGGUGCGCCUGGCGUCGCCCACUCUGAUGGUGCCGCCGCGGGGCAGCCAGCUCAGCCCCGGCGGGGUGUCCGGCGGCAGCGGCGGCGGAGGAGGACGCUCCGUGUUCGGGUUCCCCGUGAAGAGCAACCCGAGCUCCCCGUCCGAGCCGGCGGACAAACCGGGCUCCCGCUGGGUCCGUCUGAACGUCGGGGGGACCUACUUCAUCACGACCAAACAGACGCUGUGCCGGGACCCCAAAUCCUUCCUGUUCAGGCUUUGCCAAGAAGACCCCGACCUGGACUCCGACAAAGACGAGACAGGAGCCUACCUGAUCGACAGGGACCCCACGUACUUCGGCCCCAUCCUGAACUACCUUCGACACGGAAAACUGAUCAUGGAUAAAAACCUGGCCGAGGAAGGCGUUCUCGAGGAAGCCGAGUUCUACAACAUUGCGUCUCUGGUGCGGCUGGUCAAAGAGAGGAUACGGGACAACGAGAACCGAACAUCUCAGGGUCCUGUGAAGCACGUGUAUCGAGUCCUGCAGUGCCAAGAGGAGGAGCUCACACAGAUGGUCUCAACCAUGUCGGACGGCUGGAAGUUUGAGCAGCUUAUAAGCAUCGGCUCCUCUUAUAACUACGGAAACGAGGAUCAGGCCGAGUUUCUAUGUGUCGUUUCCCGGGAACUCAACAACUCCACCAACGGCAUCGUCAUCGAGCCCACCGAGAAGGCCAAGAUCCUUCAGGAGCGAGGCUCGCGGAUGUGAAGAGACCCGGAUCCUGAGCUGAAACAACACUUUAUCAACAAAACAAUAACACGAACAUUUCCUCCAGUUUUCAUCAAGAUCCAUGAGUUUACCUCCCUCCUCUACCUUUCUGCCAUCACCGCCUUCAUCCUCCUCCUCCUCCUCCUCCUCCUCCUCCUCCUCCUCCUCCGGUGGUGUGCCU
Messenger RNA from Plectropomus leopardus (leopard coralgrouper), 1305 nucleotides. RefSeq names its product potassium channel tetramerization domain containing 2 (gene kctd2). Gene Ontology annotation, biological process: protein homooligomerization; proteasome-mediated ubiquitin-dependent protein catabolic process. Gene Ontology annotation, molecular function: cullin family protein binding. Gene Ontology annotation, cellular component: Cul3-RING ubiquitin ligase complex; cytoplasm. NCBI's taxonomy places the organism in Eukaryota, Metazoa, Chordata, Actinopteri, Perciformes, Serranidae. The record is from RefSeq and is a predicted model, not a curated record.